ACCCAUUCCAAACACCAAAAUCCCGCUUUCUCCCCCUCUUCUUAAACCCAUUGCCGGCCGUUGCCCUAAUUCCAAGUUCGAUGGCGCUUUCCAGUCUUUCGCGCUUCCUCGUCUCCAGAAACUUUGGUAGAAGUGCUGAUGUAAAGGUAUCACUAUGGUUGGGUUCUAAAUGUGGAAUUUCUACAUCUGGACCUGAUCUUGCAACUGAUGCUCGGAGCACCUCAUUCAAGAGAUUUGCAGAUUACACAAUUUUCAAAGGGAAAGCUGCAAUGGCACUAUCGCCAAUUCUACCAACAUUCCGUGAAGUAAAUUCGCAGAGUUCUAAAUUAUGUAAGAGAGGUUGUGUUAUGAUGACAUUUUGGCCUGCAAUUGGAACGAAGAAGUAUGACUGGAAUAGAAAACAGGUCUUUGCUUUAUCACCUACUGAAGCUGGGAACUUAAUUUCUUUGGGUCCUGAGGAAUCAUGUGAAUUCUUUCAUGAUCCUUCAAAAAAUUCAAGCCUUGAAGGUCAGGUGAAUAAAUCACUAAAACUUUCCCCCACAGGCAAUGACCAGGGAUAUUUCCUCAAUUUGAUGGUUACAAACAAAAUCAAGGGCACAAAUGAGCGGUUUUCUGUUCCCGUCACUAAAGCAGAGUUUGCAGUUAUUCGCACGAUAUUAACUUAUAUACUGCCGCAUAUCUUGGGUUGGUCCCAGUCGGCGAUAUCCCAGCUGCCCCAAACUGCAUCAAAUCUACACAAGCAGGGGUUUGGGACACGGCCAGAUCCUGCUUUGGAGUGGGAAAUGUAACUUAAGUUGUUGGAGGCGUCAAAUGGUCCGCAAGAAUUUGUAUUCUGCAGUAUGUCGUGUUUUCACAAACAUGGAGAUUCUAUGAUUUGUUAGUCACUCUUUAAAUAGGACCAUGACAUUAUCAUUCAGGAUUAAAUGUUUUUUUAUAUCUGUAGUAGCUUUGAAUUGCGGAUACACCAUUGUGGUAUUA
Zingiber officinale is the source of this 978-nucleotide messenger RNA. RefSeq names its product single-stranded DNA-binding protein WHY2, mitochondrial-like. The coding region runs from base 81 to 788 and encodes 235 amino acids. The transcript is spliced from 8 exons. Gene Ontology annotation, molecular function: single-stranded DNA binding. The record is from RefSeq and is a predicted model, not a curated record. Gene Ontology annotation, biological process: regulation of DNA-templated transcription; defense response. Lineage: Eukaryota; Viridiplantae; Streptophyta; Magnoliopsida; Zingiberales; Zingiberaceae.